Acanthaster planci (crown-of-thorns starfish) is the source of this 5599-nucleotide messenger RNA. RefSeq lists its product as uncharacterized. Gene Ontology annotation, molecular function: nucleic acid binding. NCBI's taxonomy places the organism in Eukaryota, Metazoa, Echinodermata, Asteroidea, Valvatida, Acanthasteridae. The record is from RefSeq and is a predicted model, not a curated record. Gene Ontology annotation, biological process: DNA integration.
CCCGUUGCUGUCACAAAUAAUGCUGCCUUGCCCAUGCCAGUUUUUUGCAGUAAUAGUGCUGCUCUGCCUGUGUGUGUGGAUGCCAGGUCUGAUCCAAAAAUAUCAGUGCCUUUGCAUAGCCAGCAAGUUGCCGUAAGUCAGGUACAGCAAACCUGCUACAGUAUUCCGCCAUUUACUUCUGGGACUACAGUGUGUAGCACCCAUUCCUUUCCCAUUCCUAAUACCACUGUCUGCUCUUCGCUUCCUAAUGAUACAGGUAACCACUCCUCAGCACAGGUGACUCCGACCACGCCCAUACCGAGUGAACCUUCACCCCAAGGGCGCCCUCUGCCUUCUACCGGAGUAGGCACUUCCCUUGGUCAACCAGUAGCACUGAAGGCUGAUCCAGGUAUAAACCAGAAUCAAAUGUUGAGCUCAAUGUUGGCAGCAUCUGCUGGUGGUAUUAGCAUGGAAAUUCCAGUCUUCAAUGGUGGGAACCCCUCAGAGUUCCGUUGCUUUGAGGCCAUGGUUGAGGGCUGUAUCCGACCACUUGUUCAUCUAAGUGAAUUACAAAAGUAUUUCAUUGUGAGGUCCAAGUUGCGAGGACAACCCAAAAAGGAUGUCCUUGGUUUUGAGCACCAUGCUAGUCCUUUUACCCUCGCAAUGUCAACCUUGCGUAAGUUGUAUGGAGACAUUGGAAUUCUCAUCCGAAGUAAGAUCGAACAGAUCACUUCUUGGCCUAAAUUGGCUGCCCAUGAUUCCAAAGGACUGGUGGAACUUGCAUCCACUGUCUCGGCGUUGGUUGUUCAACUGGAGAGUGCUCCUGAAGGGGAGGCUGAGUUGAAAGCCAACUCCACUGCCUGCGUCCUCUACAGCAGGCUUCCUCACAUUCACCAGACAGCCUUUUUGAAGGCCAUGACCAAUAAAGGUGUGCGUAAUUUCUCUCUUGCCGACAUUAAUGCAUGGUUACAGGAAACCUCUGCCGUCGCCCGCAAGAAGAUCCAGUUGAAUGAGAGCCUGAAAUCUGACCCCUCACCUGGUCAUCACGAAAGACGACAAAGGGGUGCUGCUGCCUACCACACCAAAGCUGGGAACCAAGCAGCAAGGGUACACAACAAACCUGUUAAAGUGUCUCAUACAAGCGAUUUGACGGAAUCCAGACCAACCAAGGAAAAGAAACCAUUUCCUAAGCAUUGUCCCUAUUGUGAAGGGGAGCAUUGGCUUUCCCGCUGUGAUAAAUUUGAUAAGCUCUCUUCCAGCCAGCGGAUUGAGUGGAUAAAGGCAAACCGUAGAUGUUGGAGGUGCGCCCGCCAACACCGAGAGGGUCAAGAAUGCGACCUACGCAAGCCAUGUCGGGAGUGCAGCGAGAUCCACUUGACGGUUCUCCAUGAUCUGCUCAAACAGCCGGGAUAUGGUUCGUACUACUCAAGCUUUGACCCCAACCUCUCGGUUUUCUAUGGCGAUGGCAGUCCUUGGCACCCAAAGGAAGUGAGCUUGAAAAUUUUGCCUAUCAUUUUGUACGGCAAUUGCACAUCGCUCACAACUUAUUGCCUGUUGGAUGAUGGAUCAAAUUUCUCCAUGAUGCCCAUGGAGGCUGCCGAAGCCUUGCAACUGAGAGGGACUGCAACAGAAAUUCCGAUUGCGACCGCUCGAGAUGCUUGUACUCCUUGUAGGGGACAGAUGUUAGAUUUUGACAUUGCUCCUCUGGAUGAUCCAGACAUGCGGAUUCAUGUUAGCAAUGUCUUCUCCUCUCCAAUGCUUAGAUUAUCUGAGCAUUCCGUCCCUGCCCAAGAUCUUCAAAGAAGAUGGCCUCAUUUGCAGAAUCUCCCUUUGCAUGACUGCCAGAAGGUGACGCCACUUCUUCUGCUUGGAAGUGACCGCCCAGACUUGGUGAUCCCAAGGGAGAGUCGUUUUGGCCCAGAAAAUGCCCCAGUAGCGGUCAAAACGAGAUUAGGAUGGGCCUUGCAAGGGCCGACCAUGCGGCGGGGAGGACGCGGAAAGCUGCACUACCAGUCUAGUGAACAAGAUGCUGUCCUCCAUGAGAACGUUUGUCGGUUAUGGAACAUGGAUGUCCAAAUGUAUACUCAGAGAAAGCAAGUUACCCGAUCAAAGCAGGACCAACGAGCAGUGGACCUGCUUGAAGCGAAAUCAACCUUUGUCGAGAUAGGUAAUGUACGCCGAGUGGCGACACCACUUUUGUGGAGGCUGGGUAAGCCCACGUUCUCCUGUCCAGCCAGUGCAGUGCUUCCCUCAUUGAAGAGAAAUGAACAGCGCUUGUUGAGAGACCCUGAUUUGGCAAAGAUUCAUUGCGGUAAGAUCCAGGAACUCAAGGAAGGAGGCCUUGUCCGCACUGUUGUCAACCAAGGGGGUGACCAGGAACCUGAAUCGCAGUGGUAUAUUCCGCAUCAUGUUGUGCGCCAGAAUGACAAGUCCCGACUUGUCUUCAAUUGUGCCUUUCGCUACCAGGGUGAAUCGCUGAACGAGGACCUUCUCCCGGGUCCGACUCUUGGGUCAUCAUUAGUUGGUGUUCUCCUCAGAUUCAGAAAACACCCGGUUGCCAUAUGUGGGGAUAUCAAGGCGAUGUUUCAUUGUGUCUCAACUUUGGAAGCAGACAAAUCUAUGCUACGCUUUCUCUGGAAGGAACCCAACUCUGACAGGGAACCAGAGGAACUUGAAUGGAAUGUACUUCCAUUUGGGACAACGUGCAGUCCAUGUUGUGCGUCCUUUGCCCUCCAGAAGCAUGUAAGGGACAAUGUGGGAGAUCCAGAUGUCCUCCGUAGUGUCCUAGAGGCUUUUUAUGUAGACAAUUGCCUUGAUGGUAAGCCCACGGUUGAUGAGGCCAAGCAGCUUGUGGAGAAGUUGCGUGAGUCCCUCGGUGCGGGAGGAUUCCCAAUUGUGAAGUGGGCAAGUAACAAGCCUGCCGUGGUUGCUGACUUACAAUCUGAAGCUCGGUCAGACAAUACCGAACGAUGGCUCAACUUCAGUGGUGAUACUCCUGAAGAAGUUGCCUUGGGUCCUCGCUGGAAUUUUGAGAGGGAUGUCCUGACAUACCAGCUCCAGCUCUCGGACUGGCCAAUCCUUACCCGAAGAGCAGUGCUAAGUGACGUAAUGCGUUGCUCCGGAAAGGAUCCACUUGGUUACCUGAUGCCCUUCAUGGUGAGAGGCAAGAUAUUGGUUCAAGAAUUGUGGAAGCGACCAUGGGGCUGGGAUGAUGAAAUUCCUGAUGAAGGUGAGGAAGGCAUUCGGGCCAAGCAUUUGAGGUGGAGGCAAGAGCUUGCCCAACUGAAAGAUGUCAGCUUGCCUCGAUGCUAUACUCCUCUACACUUCAAUCCAGCCACCAGCAGCUACCAGCUGCAUGUAUUCACCGAUGCAUCAGAAAAGGCCUAUGGGGCGGUAGGGUACCUGCGAGUGAUGAACGAAGUCGGUGAAGUCUCAGCUGAAUUCGUGAUGGCUAGAUCUCGUUUGGCACCAAAGCGAGUCCAGACCAUGCCUAGAUUGGAACUCAUGGCUGCAGUAAGUGGAGCGGAGUUGGUUGAACUCCUGGAAGAUGAACUGUCCAUUAGAGCCCGAACUACCUGCUGGAGCGACAGUACGACUGUUCUCGCCUGGAUAAACUCGGAGUCGUGUCGCUAUAACAGAUUUGUCGGUGCCCGAGUUGCAGAAGUUCAACGGCUGACGAAUCAUGUCACCUGGCGUUAUGUAGAGUCACAAAACAAUCCCGCAGACGACCUUACUCGAGGUCUACCCUUGCAACAAAUACGUGACGGCAGUCGAUGGCACCGUCCCUUCUUUCUGCUUCAGUCUGAAACGGACUGGCCACAGGAACCACCGAAACUCACCAAAGAGGAAGCCCGUUUGGAAGUGAAACCAGACUUCUUCACUGGGAUGAUGGUGACGCCUCAGGAAAAACGUCCAGAGAUCGAUGUUUCAUGCUUUGACACUUGGGACGGGCUGGUUGAAGGGUACAGUAAAGCCCUGUACCAAUCCCAAGGGGAGGAGGGACCUCCGUUCCUGAGUGCUGAUGAUCGAUCCAAAAUUGAGAGGUUGUUGUUCCAACGGGUACAGACAGAUUGCUUUCAGAAAGACCUAGUAACUUUGUCUGCUGGAAAGCCUGUCUCUAACAAGAGUCGACUGAGCUGUCUUUGCCCUGAAUAUGACGCCGAAAGUCAGCUGAUCCGGGUUGGUGGACGUCUCCGUCGGGCAACAGAGCUGGACUCUAAUGCCAAGCAUCCGAUAGUGUUAGACCCCAAGCAUCCAGUUACCUGUCUGCUUAUUCAAGAGGCUGAUUGCCGCUUGGGACAUGGUGGUGCAGACAUGGUUCUUGCCGAUCUGCGACGUCGCUUCUGGAUAAUACGAGGAAGACAGUCCAUCAGGAGCCUGCAAAGUCGAUGUGAGGGCUGCAUUAGGCGACGUGGCAAACCCUCCAUUCCAAAGAUGGCAGAUCUACCCCCAUCCCGACUCCGCAUUGGCAAACCUGCCUUCUACUCUACUGGGGUAGAUUGCUUUGGCCCGUUCACAGUCUCCCUUGGCAGGAGAAGUGAGCAAAGAUGGGGAAUCAUCUGGAAAUGUAUGACUACCCGAGCGGUCUACCUUGAUCUGCUCGACUCCCUUGACGCCGAUGCCUUUCUCAUGGCAUUUAACCGUUUUCGGUCUCGAAGAGGUACCCCGCAUGAGGUCCUCUGUGACAAUGGAACCAAUUUCAAGGGGGGAUUGACAGAGUUGACCAAGGCCUUCAGUGAAAUGACGCCUAGCUUGCAGGAGCAGCUUGCUAAGUAUAAGGUCCGAUUCAAAUUCAAUCCGCCGUCUGCUCCACACUUUGGCGGAACAUGGGAAAGGGAGGUGCGUUCUGUAAAGAAUGCCUUGUAUGCCAUCCUUGGCAAUCGGACUGUGUCUGCCGCUGUCUUAUACACCAGUCUGGUCGAGGUAGAGGCUCUCCUCAACUCAAAACCCUUGGGAUAUGUGUCCUCUGAUGUAGCAGACCCUGAUCCAAUCACACCUUUCACAUUGCUCUUGGGGCGGCCAGACCACGCUCCGCCACAGGUAGUUUACCCAGAUCAGUACAUCCAUGGCCGUCGUCGUUGGCGUCAAUGUCAGGCAUUGAUGCAACAGUUCUGGAAGGAGUUUGUCGACUCCUAUCUUCCUUCGAUGCAAGCUCGCCAGAAAUGGCGAAAGGAAGAAGACGAUCUUGCAGUUGGAAAUGUGGUCUUGAUGAUAGAUCCACACCAGGUCCGUGCUUCCUGGCCUUUGGCACGCAUCAUCGAAGUACUACCUGGAGAUGAUGGGCGUGUACGUGCUGUAAGAGUUGAAUCAGGUGGACGAGUUUACACCCGCCCAGUUGCCAAGUUGAUCCGGCUGCCUGAUGAGACCGAAGACAGAGCUGAAGUGGCUGACCCUGUCUCUCCAAAUCCAGACUAGAACCAGUUGUUACUUUCAUCUUCACCCACCCCAUUAACAUGGGGCGGCCAUCUUGUAAUCUUGUUCAGUCUAUACAUGUUACCUAUUGACCUUGCCAGACAUCUUGCUGUUCAAAGUUUUGUUGUUCCAAAUUGCCAGUGUUCCUCAAUAACCAUUUGCCAGUAUUAAAUAAACUGUUGCUCACAGUUUAGGGGCGGCUAUNUUU